AUGUUGAAGCCACAAAAUUCAACAAGAAGAGAAAGCAAGGGUUAAGAUGGAAGGGAAAGUUGGAAUCUUAUGUAGACAGAUAUUGUCAGGAGAGGAGCAAGAAGGUUGGAGGUUACACAGUUAGGCACACUAAUGAUGGUGAGGCUGAGGUGGAGAAUGAAUAUGAAAAGAGGACCAUCAAUGUGGCAGAUCAUACAUGUAGCUGUAAGAAGUGGCAAAUUACAGGGUUGCUAUGUAUACACGUGGCUCAUUAUAUUGGAUCCAUAAGAAAUGAAGAUUGGCCAUCAUAUUGUGACAACUACUACAGUGUGGAUAGAUACAGGGUGGCUUAUGCAGAAUAAAUUGGAGUUCUACCAUCACAGAACCAAUAGGAACCAUUUAUGAAGGAUUUUACAAUAACUCUUCCACAUACAAAGAGACCAAGGGGAAGGCCAAACAAAAAGAGGAUAAGGGGAAAAGGUGAAAAUGAUCUUGGAAGGGCUAGAGCAUCACAAGUUAGCAAGAGAGUGCACAGAUGCACAAGAUGCAGAGGACUAGGCCAUGACAAGAAGUCUUGCAAAAAUCCUAUAAAUGCAGCAGAUGGCAGUACUCAAGAAGCUAAUACAACAAGCCAUGUUAAUGAACAUAUCAUUACUGGAAGUAGCCAAGGUGUACAACAACACCACAAUGAAUCAUUUGGAACAAGUGUUGGUGGAUCAACUAAUAUCAAGUCAAAACUACAUGCUAUUAGAGGGAGGGGAAGGGGUACUGUUGUUAGGGGAAGGGGUACUGCUGUUAGAGGAAAGAGUAUUGCUGUUAGAGGAAGAGGAAAGGGUAUGCAUCUAACUUCAACUACAACAUGGAGCACACCACACCCAUCUACACCACCAUGUUCAUCUCAACCAUCUGCAACUUGGAGUCCACCACAACCACCAUCUCACAAUUCACCCCUCUCACAAGAAGAACAAGCACAACAACAAGCUAGCCAAAGUACUCAAGCAUCAGGAUCUGGAGCAUUUGGCAAUGUGAGGUUGGUAUUGAACUUUGUCGUCUUGUACAUGAUCAUGUAAUUUUUUUGAUAUGAUGACUAGAAGUGUAUUUUGUGAGCUUUCUUACUAUAUAUGUUACUAUGUGUACAUGAUAUUUUGACUAAUUUUGGAUUGUGUACACCAUGUAAUAUCUAUUAACAGUUAUGUAUAAUAGUUAAAAACCACGUUUUAGUUUGUA
Molecule: messenger RNA, 1206 nt
Organism: Asparagus officinalis (garden asparagus)
Lineage: Eukaryota; Viridiplantae; Streptophyta; Magnoliopsida; Asparagales; Asparagaceae
Exons: 4
Coding region: 381-1049 (222 amino acids)
Source: RefSeq, a predicted model, not a curated record